This is a messenger RNA of Panicum hallii, 1974 nucleotides long. RefSeq names its product protein NUCLEAR FUSION DEFECTIVE 4-like. The transcript is spliced from 2 exons. Bases 48 to 1676 code for a protein of 542 amino acids. The record is from RefSeq and is a predicted model, not a curated record. Gene Ontology annotation, cellular component: membrane. Lineage: Eukaryota; Viridiplantae; Streptophyta; Magnoliopsida; Poales; Poaceae.
UACAGCUCUCAAGUGGGCAGCACCACCGGGACACGACUCCCUCCGCCAUGUCUUCUUCCCCUUCCUCGGCCCACUGGCUGAGCCUCGUCGGGAGCAUCUGGCUGCAGACCAUCAACGGGCCCAACGCCGACUUCCCCGUCUACUCGUCGCAGCUCAAGGACCUCAAGCACAUCUCGCAGGUGCAGCUCAACUUCCUGGCCUUCGCGUCCGACGCCGGCAAGCUCUUCGGCUGGUUCUCCGGGGUGGCCGCGCUCUACCUGCCGCUCUGGCUCGUCGCCUUCGUCGGCGCCGCGUUCGGCCUCGUCGGCUACGGCGUCCAGUACCUGUUCCUCGACAGCGCCGGCCUCCGGUACUGGCACCUGUUCCUGCUCACCUCCCUGGCCGGGAAUGGCAUCUGCUGGAUCAACACCGUCUGCUACCUCCUCUGCAUCCGCAACUUCGGCUCCAGCAGCCGCGUCGCGGUGAGCCUCGCCACCAGCUACCUCGGCCUCAGCGCCAAGGUCUACACCAGCCUCGCGGACUCCAUACCCGGCCUGGCCAACUCCAAGGCCAAGGCCUACCUCCUCCUCAAUGCCGUCGUGCCCAUGCUCGUCACCGUCGUGGUGGCGCCGUCGCUCCGGGUGGUCGACCUCACGAGCGCCGCGAGCACGGACGCGGCAUUCCUCGUCAUGUUCGCCAUCACGCUCGCCACGGGCGCCUGCGCCGUCGUCGGCAGCAUCGGCUCCACGUCCAACGGGCUGUCGUCGAGGGAGCACAUGGUCAGCCUCAGCGUGCUGCUCGCCACCCCCAUCCUCAUCCCGCUCGCGCUCAGGAUCCGCGAGAGCCUCAACAAGAUACGGGAGACCAAGCGGGAGAACAGGAUCCACGACCUCGGCGCCGACGACGACGCCGACGCCAUCGAGAGGGUCGUCGCCAUCGAUAUCGCCGACGCUGGGAGCAAGGAGGGGGACUCCGCCGCGGAGAAGCCGCGAGAGGAGAUCGGCGGCCUCGGGCUGCUGAGGAAGCUGGACUUCUGGCUCUACUUCUUCAGCUACAUGUUCAGCGGCACCCUGGGUCUGGUGUUCCUGAACAACCUGGGACAGAUCGCCGAGUCGCGACGGCUCGCGCAGACUUCCACUCUGGUCUCGCUGUCGUCGUCGUUUGGAUUCUUCGGCCGCCUGCUCCCUUCCUUCCUGGACUACUACUCCGCGAAGAGUGGCUACUCCAUCUCAAGGACGGGAUCCAUGGCGUCACUGAUGGCGCCCAUGGCGGGCGCCUUCUUCCUGCUGCUCUACCCGAGCGACUUGUUCCUGUACCUGAGCACGGCGGUGAUCGGCACGUGCACGGGCGCCAUCACGUCGGUGGCCGUGUCGGCGACGGGCGAACUGUUCGGCACCAAGAACUUCGGCGUGAACCACAACGUGGUGGUGACCAACAUCCCCGUCGGCUCGCUUUGCUUCGGCUACUUCGCGGCGUACCUCUACCAGCGCGGGGCGCGGGGCAGCCACCGCUGCAUCGGCGCCGGCUGCUACCAGGAGACGUUCGUGGUGUGGGGCGCGACGUGCGCCGUGGGCACGCUGCUCUGCGCCGUGCUCUACGCGCGGUCGCGGAGCUUCGCCGGGAGGCUACCGGCGGCGGCGGCCGGAGGAGCAGUAAGGACAUCAUGCCUCGCCCGCUUAGCUAACCUCGUCUCGUAGGUGGUAGCACGCAGGCGCUCCAGAAGUUAAUGAUCUCUGAGGGCCUGAUUAAUCAUACAACCAUGGAUCAAAAAGCAUCUGCCUGUAGGCGGUGUAAUUUUUGAUCUUUUCUUUUUUGGGGGUGUUUUCUUGACUGAUCCCGGUCGAAGGGGAUGCAGAAAAGCCUGGGGGGAGGCUGAGUAGAUAUUGUGCAGCAGGUUGGACAGCUUUUUACUUGGUGCAUAUAGUAUAUAUGCAUGUAUAUGAUGAGUGGUAAACUUAAACUUGAAAGGAAUUCAGGUUUAUUUAAUUUCGUGCU